Paramisgurnus dabryanus is the source of this 3299-nucleotide messenger RNA. The record is from RefSeq and is a predicted model, not a curated record. Lineage: Eukaryota; Metazoa; Chordata; Actinopteri; Cypriniformes; Cobitidae.
GCCAGUUGUGAUGGAAGUAGAUACUGGAGCAGCGGUCUCUAUUAUCUCAAGUGAACUGUACAGAGAUAAAUUGAGUCACCUUAGACUACGGCAUACUAAUGUUGUCCUCAAGACAUACACAGGCGAAGUAUUCCUCCAGAAGGUGUCAUCAAGGUGCGUGUCAAAUUAAACAGACAAAGUGUACGCUUACCCUUGUAUGUUGUUGCAGGAAAAGCAGCCCCUCUGUUGGGACGAGAAUGGCUUCGCAGAAUUCGUCUAGACUGGCGUGAGAUCAAAACUAUAAAAACAGUACAUCAGACUAAUGAAGAGGCGCUGAACAGUCUACUAAAAAAAUAUGCAAAAGUAUUCAAAGAAGAUUUAGGGACAUUCACAGGAUAUGCCGCUACCUUGAAUAUGAAACCAGAAACUCAGCCAAGAUUUUUCCAAGCACGAGUGGUACCGUACGCCAUCAGACCCAAAGUGGAAGAAGAAAUUGAGCGUCUGCUGAAACAAGGUAUAAUUUCACCUGUUCGUUUCAGUGAAUGGGCAACCCCGAUAGUGCCGGUAAUCAAAAAAGGUGGCAAUGUUAGGAUAUGUGGUGACUUCAAAAUAACUGUGAACCCAGCACUUUGUGCAGAACAUUACCCACUACUCCGAAUAGAAGAUUUAUUUGCUUCACUGGCUGGGGGACAGAGAUUUAGUAAGCUAGAUCUUUCACAUGCUUACCUGCAGAUUCCUGUACAUGAGGAUUCACGCAAAUAUCUUACAAUCACUACUCACAAAGGAAUGUUCAUGUACAACAGAUUACCCUUUGGUAUCACCUCAGCUCCAUCGAUAUUCCAACGAGUAAUGGAACAAGUGCUGCAGGGACUACCGUCGGUUCACUGUUUCCUGGACGAUAUCUUGAUCACAGGAAAAGACGACGCUCAUCAUUUGGAAAACCUAGAGGCUGUUUUAAGUCGGCUGGAGAAAUGUGGACUUCGUGUGAAACGAGAGAAAAGUGAGUUUUUCAAAAGUUCACUAGAGUAUUUGGGACAUGUUAUCGAUGCUUCAGGGCUUCACAAAUCUCCAGACAAACUGCGUGCUAUUGAGGAAGCACCAGCCCCUGUGAACGUUAGCCAACUCCGAUCAUUUUUGGGAUUGGUUAAUUAUUACGCAAGAUUUGUACCCAACCUCGCUACAAUUCUCCAUCCCUUAAAUGCAAUGCUGCAGAAAGAGGUAAAAUGGAAAUGGUCUCUGGAGUGUGAGAAAGCAUUCCAGGAGGCUAAGGCUCAACUGUUAACACCUAGUGUACUCACACACUAUGAUUCAAGACUCCCAGUUCGCCUGGCUUGUGAUGCUUCGCCCUAUGGGGUGGGAGCAGUACUUUCACACAUGAUGCCGGAUGGACAGGAAAGGCCUAUAGCUUUCGCGUCUCGAACCCUGAGUAAAUCUGAGCAAAAUUAUGCACAACUAGAGCGCGAAGCACUGGGACUAAUUUUUGGAGUAAGAAAGUUUCACACUUAUCUAUAUGGACGUCAUUUGACAUUAUUAACAGAUCAUCGUCCACUAACCACCAUACUCCAUCCCAGCAAAGCAACACCAUCUAUGGCUGCUGCAAGACUUCAAAGGUGGGCUCUUCUAUUGGCUGCACAUAACUACACAAUUCAGUAUAAGAGUGCCAAUGACCACGGAAAUGCUGAUGGUUUAUCUCGAUUACCACUACCAGUAGAGCACAAGGACAAGAAAGAUGCUGUGGAAAUUUACCUCAUCAAAAAGAUGGAUACACUUCCCGUGUGCAGUAGUGACAUCAGGAAAGAAACCAGGGCAGAUCCGAUUCUCUGUCGUGUAAAAGAGAUGGUGUCCACAGGAUUAUUUCCACCUACAAAAGACUCAGAAACUGUACUAAAACCAUACCUCAUGAGAAAAGAAGAACUCUCAUUGAUGCAGGACUGUUUGAUGUGGGGACAACGAGUUAUUGUUCCAUCGAACCUAAGACAACGAGUUUUAGAGGAUUUACACACAGGACAUCCAGGUGUUGUGAAAAUGAAGGCUUUAGCACGUAGCUACAUCUGGUGGCCAAACAUUGAUUCACAAAUUGAGGAAAAAUCAAAGACUUGUUUAUCCUGUCAACAAAAUCAAAAAGCUCCAUGUCUUUCACCGCUACAUCCCUGGUCAUGGCCAGAAGCUCCAUGGCAGCGAAUCCAUAUCGAUUUCGCAGGACCAUUCGAAGGACGAAUGUUUCUAGUUAUCGUUGAUGCACAUUCAAAAUGGCCAGAAGUUCAUGUGAUGGAUUCAACAACCUCAUCUAAGACUAUCCAAGUUCUGCGUGGUGUUUUCAGUCGUUACGGGAUACCAGAGACCCUGGUAAGCGACAACGGCCCACAAUUUACAUCGGAGGAAUUUGCAUCUUUUCUCAAAGCAAACGGUGUACGACAUGUGCGCUCUGCACCAUUCCACCCAGCCACAAAUGGUCUGGCUGAACGUUUUGUACAGACUUUUAAACAUUCCCUGAGGUCAUCCAAAGAGCCAAUUCCAUUGCAACAGAGACUGGACUCUUUCUUGUUACAGUACAGAAAUACACCACAUAGCACGACGAAAGAAACACCUGCAAUGUUAUUCUUACAUCGCAGAUUGAGGACACGCCUGGAUUUACUGAAACCAAGUGUGAAAGAGACUGUGGAGCAGGCACAAAAUGUUCAGUGUUCUUACCGUUCCCUCCAUGCAAAACACAGAGACUUUCACGUUAGCGAUUCAGUGCUGGUUAUAGAUUAUCGACGGGGGGAGGAGAAGUGGAAAACUGGUACUGUGUCUUCUCAAUCAGGACCAGUGUCAUACACGGUCCAGGUAGACAAUUCCCAGAGCUGGAAAAGACAUGCAGAUCAAAUGUUAGACUGUCAUCCAGAAAUCACAAAAAGCACAGAAACACUUCCAGCAGAAAACAAUGUGUCACAAACAUUUGAUGAUAAGGGACAAGAACUAUCUUUAACAUCUCAUGAAACUGAAACCAAUGUUCCAGAUCAGCAUGUAACCAAGCUUACAGAAACAUCUAUUACUGAUUCACAAAAUGUUCGAAGAUUUCCUGUUAGAAACCGUAAAGCACCUAAUCGACUUGAUUUGUAAAGUGUUUACCUGUGGUAUAACCAGUUAAAGUGUUUUACAUGUGAGAUACCCAGUUAAGAAAGUGUUUACAUGUAAAUAAGUGGAAUAUUACCUAAUGGUGUUACAGUAACUAAUGGUUGCCAACUAACUGUUAUUUUCUAAGUUGAAGUGUUGUUAUAAGGUAAACAAAGAUUAUGUGAGAGAGUGAUUUAAGAAGGGAGGAGAUGUGAUGUAUUUGA